GCUAUGGCCACGAAAAUUCAAAUCAAUGGAACCCAUCUAGAAGGAGGAGGUCAAAUUUUGCGAAUGGCCGUGGGGUUCGCCUCCAUAUUAGGCACACCCAUUCACAUCCAUUCGAUUCGGGGUAAUCGCUCGAAGCCCGGGUUAAAAGCUCAGCAUUUAAAAGGAAUCGAGUUAAGCCACGAGAUUCGUUCCGGACAAUUGAGUGGAAACACGAUGCAUUCCAUGGAGGUCGACUUCAUCCCAGAGAAAUUGGGUCCAAAAGGAGGUCAAUAUUCUGCCGACACACGAACCGCCGGUGCGGUGACCCUUCUGGCUCAAGUCUCCUUGCCAGUCCUACUAUUUGCUGAUGCACCUUCAACUCUGGAUUUGAAAGGCGGCACCAAUGCCGACAUGGCUCCCACCGUCGAGUAUUAUGACAAGGUAUUCCGUCCCAAUCUAGCUCUCUUUGGCGCCCAAUUCGACCUGACAGUCAAGAAAAAAGGCUACUUUCCCAAAGGCGGAGGCCAUGUGGAGCUAACGGUAGCUCAUCCUGUUCGUGAGCUGUCUCCUGUAGACUUGACCGACCCAGGAAAGGUAGAGUCUAUCGAAAUCGAGGCCUCGGUGGCUGGAACUUUACCCGAGUCCUUGGCCCAGAGUAUGACCAGGGCCGCAGAGGUAUUGAUCAAACAAAACCUCCCGUCCGACUGCCGGGUCCUCACUCGAUCGUUCAAGGAGGCGUCUGCCACUGCCAAUGGCUCGAGUAUUGUGAUUGUGGCCAAAACCUCAACCGGCUGCACCAUUGGCGCUUGUGCGGUAGGCUCUCCCAAAGUGAACCCGAAGAAGACGGGUGAGAACGCGGCCCACGAAGUCCUGAACUCACUGAGACAAGCUAUUUGCGUGGACAAGGACAUGCAAAACAUGCUGAUCAUCUACAUGGCAUUGGCCAAAGGCCAAUCUCGCAUUCUGACAGGUCCUUUGGAAAUGCACACGACAACGGCCAUUUGGAUCAGUGAAUUGCUAUCGCAUGCCAGAUUUCAAGUUCAUAAGCGUGAUGAUAAAACCAAUAUUAUCGAAUGUCAGGGCAUUGGUUGGUCCAAUCAAUGUCCGUCAGAAUGAACUUGAAAAUGCAUUUUGAAAUCACAUAAUCUGCCGGAGAAAACUUCAUCAUAUUGUCAAUUCAUUGGUUAUUUCCAAUAUUCUGAAUACUGUGACCAAAACUGAUCAUCUUUGAAAUGGAAGAAGCAUAAGCAUUGAG
Messenger RNA from Tigriopus californicus, 1234 nucleotides. It is a transcript of the gene Rtca, whose product is annotated as RNA 3'-terminal phosphate cyclase-like. Gene Ontology annotation, biological process: RNA processing. The record is from RefSeq and is a predicted model, not a curated record. The transcript has a single exon. Gene Ontology annotation, molecular function: RNA-3'-phosphate cyclase activity. NCBI's taxonomy places the organism in Eukaryota, Metazoa, Arthropoda, Copepoda, Harpacticoida, Harpacticidae. Bases 4 to 1095 code for a protein of 363 amino acids. Gene Ontology annotation, cellular component: nucleus.